CGCGCUGUGGCAUGGCAUCCUCACCAUGAAUUGUUAGCGAUUGCUCGAGAGGAUCAUCAUGUAUAUAUUUAUGAGCGCGAUAGUCAAAGAAACACCUGGCGUACACAAGUACUUGAACAUCAUUAUAUGGCGAAUAUAACUAGUUUGGAAUGGAAAAAAUAUAGUCAUGGCACUCUGGCAGUGGGAUGUCAAGCAGGUGUGUGUGUCUGGUUUCUGACUGACAGUCGCUGUGCUAAUCGCGAUAACCGUACUCUUUCUAAUGCAUAUAUGCAUUUUUUCAGCACUCCUGGACAUCGACAUAUUAGUUCGGUCGCUUGGGAUCCAUCACCUGGAAGUCAAGUCCUUGCCGCGGCCUCUGGCGUGGAUAGCACAUUGAUCAUGUAUGAUAUUAUGACAUUUAAUCAUACUCCUGUGAAACGAUAUGGAAAAGGCAAUACCCUUUUGAGCUGGAGUCCUGAUGGGAAAUAUCUAUAUGUGGCUAAUUUGAAUGGUAAAUCUCGGUUGUGGGAAACUAGAAAUUGGACAAACACAGAAAUACGAAACCCUCCUGGAUUAUGGGUGAAGUCUGCUUGUUGGGCACCAGAUAGUUGCAGUUUAUUUUAUUCAAUGGUUGGUAAACAAGACAUUCACGCUCUUUGUCUACCAACUAGCAAAUCUACUGCGUCAGGAAUGUGGGAUAUCAAAAUACUCGAAAUACCUCCAGCCGAAGUGACAAUGUCUAAUGAACAAAAAGUACCUAUUGGUGGAGUUAUCAAAGAAUUAGCUCUGGAUCCUAAUAAUGGAUGUCGUUUAGCAGUAUCGUUUGAACAUUGUAAUUAUGUGGCUCUCUAUAAAGUGAUGCCAUUGAAACAACCAAUGUCUUUAUCUCAAGGACAAGAGUUGACAUUGAUGUAA
Messenger RNA from Halteromyces radiatus, 894 nucleotides. Its product is annotated as WD40-repeat-containing domain protein. The record is from RefSeq and is a predicted model, not a curated record. The transcript is spliced from 4 exons. Gene Ontology annotation, molecular function: protein binding. Gene Ontology annotation, cellular component: nuclear pore. Gene Ontology annotation, biological process: nucleocytoplasmic transport. Lineage: Eukaryota; Fungi; Mucoromycota; Mucoromycetes; Mucorales; Cunninghamellaceae. The annotation marks the transcript as partial.